AUUCUAUAAUAUCCGGCUGCAAGGUAGAAUCCUCCUAGUUCAAUGAUGUUCAAAGUUUUGUUGGGUAGCUUGGCAUACACAUAUGGAAUUUAUAUCCAAAAUUUAGUGAAAAUGCUGUUUGAAAGCUACUCGAUUUUAUCUGAAACUGCACUAAACAAGACAAACACAGAGUUAUAUUGCAAAUAUUGGUUCAUUCGCUUGGCUAUUCCCUAUACGGGUUGCCUUAAAGCUGGGCGCGCAUACUGGAAUGCUUGGUACCUGCGCCAAACGGCAUUCUGGUUUGAUGAAUGUGUCACACGAAACUCCCACGAUCGAUAGUAUAAGGCCUCGAAGUUACUCCGCUCAUAGAUGGUACAUAUCUGGAAGCUGAUAGAAUGGAGGGGAGUCACAAGCGCA
Babjeviella inositovora NRRL Y-12698 is the source of this 396-nucleotide messenger RNA. RefSeq lists its product as uncharacterized. The record is from RefSeq and is a predicted model, not a curated record. Lineage: Eukaryota; Fungi; Ascomycota; Pichiomycetes; Serinales. The transcript has a single exon. The coding region runs from base 43 to 318 and encodes 91 amino acids.